UUUGGUCAGGCAUGUUUGGAUGGCUGAUAAGACUGAUUGUGUCCUUGCUGGACAUGUUGAGAGAAACAUUGGCUCCUGUUUCAGGGGAGUCAGCAGGUAAGUUCCUGGAUUGGCUAAGUUGGAGGAUAUCUGGAACACACAAAAUACAACGAAUUUCAUCGUCUUACAAAGGUCUAGAUAAAAUGCGACGAAUUGAAGAAUGCCUAGUUAAUUCUAAUCAUCAAGAAUUACAGAAUUUCAGAAACUAUACAAAUGUUUCUGAAUUAUCGGCUGCUAUAAUUAACGCAAAGGAGAUUGUUCCUUCAAAAGACCCGGAGUUUAUUGCAAGAAUAGACACAACUUUCCAUCCGAUGUGCGAGAUAAACAAACUAACCAAAGAGGCUACGACUUUGAAAAGGACAGCGUACGAUACAGAUAAUGAAGAGCACGAGAUGAUGUUGCUCAGCUUAUGGAACAGUUUAAAGCCCGACAGAGAGUUGGAAGACAGAAUCUCGGACGAUUGGGGGGAUAUAGGGUUCCAGGGAAUGGAUCCUGCCACUGACUUCAGAGGAAUGGGGAUUCUAGGCCUGCAAAAUUUGCACUAUCUGGCGAAAUACAAGAAAACUGGCGCGCAGCUGCUCUUAGCUUCAAACCACCCUAACUACGGAUUCUCUCUCGCUAUCACCUCAAUAAAUCUGACUGCAGUCCUGAUGCAGAUGCUUGAAUCUGGUCUUCUUAGGAAUCAUUUCUACUACAAGUGUUGUCACGGUGGUUCCAGGUGUCUAACCAUAAAGGAUCUCCACGAAGCUUAUUGCUCCAUCCUCUCCGACUUCGUUAAAUUUUACCAGGACAGAAAACCUGCUACCAUUAUGGAGUUCAACAGUCAUAAAGCGGCGUAUACUGAGCUUCUCAAAGAGAAACUCUUGUCUAACAGUCCAGUUCUUGAGGCUGUCGAAUAGAAAUUGAAUUGUUUAAGUUGCUUUUAUUUUAGUCGAGAGGAUUGUCAUAUGAUCAAUGAGGAAGAACUUUUUCUGCAUUUCCUUUUAAGUUUUGUCAUGCUAAAUUAAUGUGAAUUGUGUAUGUAAGCCUCUGCACACAAUACUUUUAAUCUAGCAUAUGAUUUAAAACUCCUCAAUAAACAUAGUGUCAGGGAGCUAGUGCUAGUUAGUUUUUUAGCUUUACAUUUACCAUUUUGGUGGCAUACAAUUCAAACGUACGAUUAUAUUGUUCGUCAAUUAUAGUUCUCCCGUUAUUGGUAAUAUGGUUUACCUAAUAAUCAUGGUAACUAAUUCUGUUACUCACUUGCAACUUGUAACUGAGUAAGUCAGAACAUUAAGUUGUCUAAACUUUAUUGACUAAUUUUAGUGCAGCGUGAGGUGUUGGCCUUUCUGAUAAGGUUAUUUGGUAAUAGUUACGAAUUUUAUGUUGUUAAUAUUUUUGUUUUGUUUGUAAUACUGGAUAUUACGGUACGUGUAGAAUGUAGAAUGUAGAUGAUUAGAAAAGUUUGAAAUAAAAUUCUAAAAAUGUA
Bolinopsis microptera is the source of this 1507-nucleotide messenger RNA. RefSeq names its product ELMO domain-containing protein 2-like. The transcript is spliced from 7 exons. Lineage: Eukaryota; Metazoa; Ctenophora; Tentaculata; Lobata; Bolinopsidae. The coding region runs from base 12 to 938 and encodes 308 amino acids. Gene Ontology annotation, molecular function: GTPase activator activity. The record is from RefSeq and is a predicted model, not a curated record.